GUCUAACAGGCUCAAAGACGAAACGGUCAGGUACCCGUCGUUGUAAAACGGAGAUCUCGAUCUCGAGAAGAAUCGAGAGAAAAAAAUGGACAGCGAAUUCGAAAGGAAACACUGACAAAACUAUUUUCUACAAUUUAUCAUUGAUAUCUUGACAAAGAAGAUUUGAAUUAAUCAUGCGGCUUACAAGACAAUUAUUUGUAUCAAGGAAAAAGAGAUUCAAGUUUUUAUUUGACAAAUUAGUUUACAAGGAUCUACCUUUGAAUGCUCCUGCUCUCAAAGAUGUUGAGAUUGAAAAGGUAAAAGAAAGCAGGGUGGUGAGUCGUAACCUACCAAGACAAUUGCCACCUGAGCUAGCAGAUGACCCUAGGUUUUACUCCCCUCCUAAACCAGAGGAAAGAAGCAAUUACAGAGAAAAACCAGCCUUCCUUUACAACAAAAACUGCAGAUUUAUUGAAGGCACAAAACAAGCUUGUUUUCUAACAAAAUCAGUGAGGAUGGAGGGAAUGCCAGAAAAUGUACAGCAACUUGUCAGCGAGUUUGAAAUUCCAGAUGAGGUAAUCAUAAAGGUAGAAGUGCUGUCUACUUAAAGUAUACUCGCUAUA
Molecule: messenger RNA, 602 nt
Organism: Saccostrea cuccullata (small rock oyster)
Lineage: Eukaryota; Metazoa; Mollusca; Bivalvia; Ostreida; Ostreidae
Product: large ribosomal subunit protein mL37-like
Exons: 4
Coding region: 174-587 (137 amino acids)
Cellular component (GO): mitochondrion
Source: RefSeq, a predicted model, not a curated record